CGCGCGAGACUUGGGUCAGGCCGGGGGGCGGGAAGGGAGCCCGAGACACAACAAACAUGGCGGUGGCAGCUGCGACGCUGACGAAGACUGAGGCGGCCGCGGCGAACCUGGCAGUGGGGGUUCUUCGGUGCAGUGGUCAGGAGACCUCUGUGUGGCUUUUGAAUUUUAGUUGAAAUUCUCUCCAUGGCCUUUUGGAGUCCUUUGGUGUGUCUCCAGAGUAAAUUUCAACUAUUCGACAUUUCAUCCAUGUUGAGGUGCCAAGAAAAAAGUGGAACUAAUUUGGGGUGAAAAGGCAUAACAAAACUUUAUCCUAAAAAAAAGGAAAGGAAACCGCAAAAAUGGGUGAAAAGAAACCAGAGCCUUUGGACUUCGUGAAAGAUUUUCAGGAAUACCUGACUCAGCAGACCCAUCAUGUGAACAUGAUUUCUGGAUCAGUUAGUGGGGACAAAGAAGCAGAGACUCUUCAGGGAGCUGGAACAGAUGGUGAUCAGAAUGGACUCGAUCACCCAUCUGUUGAAGUUUCCCUGGAUGAAAACUCAGGAAUGUUAGUAGACGGGUUUGAAAGGACCUUUGAUGGGAAGCUCAAGUGUCGGUACUGCAACUAUGCCAGCAAAGGGACAGCACGGCUUAUCGAGCACAUUAGGAUUCACACAGGUGAGAAACCUCAUAGAUGUCACCUAUGUCCAUUUGCAUCUGCGUAUGAGCGUCAUCUGGAGGCACAUAUGCGUUCCCAUACUGGAGAAAAACCGUACAAAUGUGAAUUAUGUUCCUUCCGCUGCAGUGAUCGAAGUAACCUGUCCCACCAUCGAAGGCGCAAGCAUAAAAUGGUACCAAUUAAAGGUACUAGGUCUUCCUUAAGCAGCAAGAAAAUGUGGGGGGUUUUACAGAAGAAAACAAGCAACCUGGGGUAUAGCAGAAGAGCACUGAUCAACUUAAGUCCGCCUUCCAUGGUGGUCCAGAAGCCAGACUACCUUAAUGAUUUUACCCAUGAAAUCCCAAAUAUUCAGACUGACUCCUAUGAAACUAUGACAAAAACCACACCAACUGGUGGUCUGCCAAGGGACCCCCAAGAACUCCUGGUUGACAACCCUUUGAAUCAGCUCUCCACUCUAGCGGGACAGUUGUCCAGCUUGCCACCUGAAAACCAAAACCCCGCCUCCCCCGAUGUGGUUCCCUGCCCAGAUGAAAAGCCUUUCAUGAUUCAGCAGCCAUCUGCCCAAGCAGUAGUCUCUGCCGUGUCAGCAAGUAUUCCUCAGAGUUCCCCCACAAGCCCAGAACCUCGGCCAUCGCAUAGUCAGAGGAACUACAGCCCAGUGGCAGGGCCAAGCAGCGAACCAAGUGCCCACACCAGUACCCCCAGCAUAGGAAACAGCCAGCCAAGCACUCCAGCUCCAACCCUGCCAGUCCAGGAUCCUCAGCUUCUGCACCACUGCCAGCACUGUGACAUGUACUUUGCAGACAAUAUCCUUUACACUAUUCACAUGGGAUGCCAUGGGUAUGAAAAUCCUUUUCAGUGUAAUAUAUGUGGAUGCAAAUGUAAAAAUAAGUAUGAUUUUGCCUGUCAUUUUGCAAGAGGCCAACAUAACCAACACUGAAAACAAUCAACAUUAUUUUCACUUUGGCCUUUGGGGGUUUAUAGCUUGGUUUUUGUUUGGGGUCAUCCCUAAUAAGGUAUUUACUAAUUUAUAAAAUAUAAAUUUGAUAGUGAAAAAAGUUUUUGUUAACUUUUCAUAAAAAUCUGGUCAGGGUUAUUUAUGCAUUAGGAUAGUUAGACACAUUAAUAUCUUCUAUUUCAUUUAGACCUAUGAAAAUUGAAGUACAAUCAACGUCUUAGCAGGUGUUAAGUUUCCUGCAUUUAUGGUCCAUAAAGACUUCAAGGUUUAUCUGUACUCUUGAUAUUUCACUAUAUUACAUAACUGCUAAAUAUUAUUUAUGCCAUAUUUCAAAAAUGUUAGAACAAAUUUUUCUCUCAUAAUGUUACAGCCUAUUUCGGUGUUUGUAGAGAAACUGCCUUUAAAAUUGUCUCAAUUAAAAUGCUGUUUUAAUUCUCAUAA
Nannospalax galili (Upper Galilee mountains blind mole rat) is the source of this 2054-nucleotide messenger RNA. RefSeq names its product IKAROS family zinc finger 5 (gene Ikzf5). Gene Ontology annotation, biological process: regulation of transcription by RNA polymerase II. The record is from RefSeq and is a predicted model, not a curated record. NCBI's taxonomy places the organism in Eukaryota, Metazoa, Chordata, Mammalia, Rodentia, Spalacidae. Gene Ontology annotation, molecular function: DNA-binding transcription factor activity, RNA polymerase II-specific; RNA polymerase II transcription regulatory region sequence-specific DNA binding. Gene Ontology annotation, cellular component: nucleus.